This is a messenger RNA of Dermatophagoides pteronyssinus (European house dust mite), 3164 nucleotides long. RefSeq lists its product as uncharacterized. Gene Ontology annotation, cellular component: nucleus. The record is from RefSeq and is a predicted model, not a curated record. NCBI's taxonomy places the organism in Eukaryota, Metazoa, Arthropoda, Arachnida, Sarcoptiformes, Pyroglyphidae. Gene Ontology annotation, biological process: regulation of transcription by RNA polymerase II. Gene Ontology annotation, molecular function: DNA-binding transcription factor activity, RNA polymerase II-specific; sequence-specific DNA binding.
CCACUCUUAUGCGUAAUGACACGUCACGUGCAAAAAAAAAAUGGUAACGUGUUCUAUGGAUGGUAUUGUCAAAAAAUUUGUUUUCGAAUCUAAAUUCUGUUAUUCUGGCCCACUCCCUCUAAAAAAAUUCUUGAGUAUAAAUCAAAUAAUGAUUAAAUCAUCAUCAUCAUCAUCAUUAAAACAAACAUUACCUCAAAAUAAUUGUGAUAGAAUGAGCGGAAUACCAUUAUCAUUGGCAGAUCGACUAUUUGAAUAUCGAUGUCAAUUGGACCUUUCAAAUGAAAUGAUCAAAUUACUAGAACAGCAGCGAUCAUUAUAUCGAUCACAUUUUGAACAUUGUAAAUGUCACUCGAUCGACUUGGAUCUGCAACAACAAACUAAAUGGAGAAUGGAUCGCCUACGCCAAAUUGAUGAUCAAUUAGAAACGCUGUAUCGAAAACGGUACGAUCCUCAAUCGCCAUCAUCUAGUGAUUCCGAUGUGAAAUAUUCGAUGUUAAAUUCAUCCGACCGAUGGCCAGAUAAAAGAAGAUCCAGGAUGUUAGGAAUAGAUAUGAAAACAUUUUUGUCACAACAAUUAAAAGAUUCAUCUUACGACAAGAAGCCGAUGAAACCGAAAGUUUGUUUCCGACGUCGAUUCAAAUGUUCGGUCGAUAAAAAAUGUCGUUUUGUUUGUCUCACCGAAACAGUGCUGCUUCGACAUCAGAUCGAACAUCGCCGUGAUAAAUUUUUGCAGCUCAUCCAACCAUAUGGAUUGACGUUAGCGUCAGAUAGUUGUAAAGUGAUAAAAAUAAAAGACAACAGCAAUGAACAUGAAGCUCGAUUAACGUCGAGUCAAUGUUCAUUUCCAUUUUGUACAUUCAAAUUUUCAGCCACUAACCCUGAUUGGCAAUCAAAAUUGUCCCAACAUUUCGAGCAAGAUCAUUUGUCCGCUUACAUAAUGCAUCCAUGCUUUAUAUGCAGACGAAUGUUCGAGACCCAAGAUGAUUUGCAGAGACAUUUCAAUUUUUCUCUCAUUUGUUCGUCUUUAAAUCAACAAGCCGAACAGCCGAUGGAUUUCGAUGCAUAUGAAUCAAAACCAGAAAAUUCAGCCAUUUCCAGUAAACAACUGCAUUCAAUCGGCAGUGAGACAGAGGAAACUUUUGAUGAUGACCCCACUACUUCAAUGAAUGAUUUAAUUAAUGGCUUCGAUGAUAACAUAGGUUUAGAGGUUUUUAUUGAGAAUACAACUACGCCAAACAAUACUGAGCCUAACAAUACAGACGAGUUAAUUUUGGAUAAUUUUUUUGAUCAUCUUGAUUCUGCUCAACAGCAAACAAUGAAUUCGGAUGAAAUUCAAUCGGAAAACCAAUCAAAUAAGGUUGAUAACAUUUCAUUACAAGUAUUGGCUCCUGAUUACAAUUAUUGUGAUGAUCGUGAUCAUACUUAUCAUACCGACGGGCCUUCAUUAACAACAGCGCCAUCACUUGUUGAUGACCAUGAUGAUUACACUAAGAAUAAUGAUGAUCAAUAUCCGAUUUUGUUUGAAACUUCAACAUCCAAAUCGGGUGAAUUCUCCUCCUCUCCGAUAAUUGAACAUAAAACAUCAUUGGAGUCAUCGUCAUCACCGCUGAUUAUGACUAGUAAAAGCAGUGAACUUACCGUCAUUGACGACAAAACAUUCGGUGAUGAUGAACAUCACUUGAAACAAUUGUUCAAUCUUUAUAUAUACGAAUGUACAAAAUGUUCAUAUAGCUUUCAAUCCGAACGAGAAUUUUCAUUGCACAAUUAUAUUGUACACAACAUACCUUCAUAUAAUUGUGGUCGAUGUGAAUAUGUAACACAGGAUACGGAAAAAUAUAACCGUCAUGUUCAGUUGCAUGAUAAAAGCAAGAAUAACGAUAAAGCUGACUGUAACAUGGAAUUGUCAAUAUGCACCAUAUGUUCCGAAUCAUUUUCAUCAGAAUUCGAUCUCAGACAACACUUGAAUGAUGCUCAUCAAAGCUAUCGAUGUCCUCAUUGUGAUGUUUUAGUCAUGAAUAAAUUUGUUCUUCGAUCACAUAUGCAAUCUUUUCAUCCGGAUUCUGUGCAAAAAUGUCCUGUUUGUUCUUACAAAACCUUCGAUCCCAUUUUAUACGAACAGCAUUGUCGUCGCCAUAACCAUUCAAAAUGUUGCACAUUUCCGGGAUGUACGGAUGAAUUCGCCAAUGAAGAUAGUCUUGAAGCACAUGUGAAUAGAUUUCAUCGAUUUACUAAACCUUUUGAAUGUGAUGAAUGUUUGGAAAAAUUUUAUUCAUCACGAAUGCUUAAUAAACACCUUAUCAAUAUGCAUAAACGAUUUCUAUACAGCUGUAAUCAAUGUACAUUCAAAACCAAUAAUAAAUCAGUGUUGACAAAACAUGAACAAUGUCAUUCAUCUGUAAAACCAUUCGAAUGCCAAGAACAAGGUUGUUAUCGACGAUUUCGUUCUCGAUAUCAAUUGUCAUCGCAUCAACGGCAUCGUCAUUGUCAACGAAAGGAUUUUCAUUGCACACAACAAGGAUGUGAACGGGAAUUCAAAACAAAUGCACAACUAAGACAACAUUUGCGUUCGGCGCAUCUGGAAUCCAAUAAUGACGGUAUUAAUGAAAAAACUUCCGCCAAAAUCAAAGAUGAUUUGACAAAAAAACCAAAUAUACAAUUUUAUGUAUUCGGUGGUGGUAGCUUACAGGUUGCAAAUAUUCAUCCACAACAAUCAUUGAUGAACACUGCCAUCAAAUCUGGAUCCAAUCAUCGUCUUAAUUUAAGCAACAAACAUUCGACCAUCACAGGACGUUCUUUAAUAAAAUCAAACAUUGCACGAGAAUCGACAUCUAUUUUAACAACGACAAUCACUAAAAUCGAUGAGAAUGACGUGAAUAACUAGAAAUUAAUCUGACGAAUUUGACCAUUUACUGAAUGUUAAUCACGUAGAAAAUUUGAGAAUAUCAUAACAAAAAAGUGAUCGAUGAGAACGCAACAAGUUUUUUUUAAUGGAAAGCUAUCAUCAUUAAACUCAUACAAAAUCCUUAUCAAGGCGCAUCCAAUUUCCAUUGGUGUUAGGCUGUUAAUUACUGUAAUUAGAUCCAGUUAUUAUAAAUAGAUAAGCUUGAUCACAUCAGACCAAAGUGUAAUUCUAAUUCAUCGUUCGAUCAUUGCUUAAUGCCAAA